Molecule: messenger RNA, 1869 nt
Organism: Hipposideros armiger (great roundleaf bat)
Lineage: Eukaryota; Metazoa; Chordata; Mammalia; Chiroptera; Hipposideridae
Gene: TMEM171
Product: transmembrane protein 171
Exons: 4
Coding region: 588-1565 (325 amino acids)
Source: RefSeq, a predicted model, not a curated record
CGCCACGAUCUCGGUCGCCGCUACGCGCAGUUCCGACAGCCAGGAGAACCCCAACUCGCUGCCCCGACUCUCCUAGGGCUGCGGGCCCGGGAGACGGCAGGGCUACCCAUUUUCCCUGGAUUCCACGCGCGCACGGUGACCCGCGGGGAAGCGGCCAAGUUCGCCAGCCCUGGGCCGUGAGGCCGUGGCUCGCAGUGCACUGUCACGCCAGGCGCGCUCCCAGCCACCGAAGGGCAGCACCCGGUGGCGGCCAGCUCCCGCCAGCCUGCCCUGCCCUGCCCUGCCCUGCUCGCGGUUCCCCAGGCCGCCGCGCCCUGCCGGCACCGCCUCCUCCUGUAAAUACAGUGGCGGCCCGCCCUCCGCGCCCGGACGCGCAGGUGGGAGGGUGCGGUGCGGACCUGCGCCCAGCCCGCUGUCCCUGGUGAGCGCUGCCCAGUCAAGCGCCGACCCCGAGGCCCGCGCCAGGCUCCCGGGACGCGUACGGGCGCAGGCAGGGCGCACGCAGGGCGAAGCCUCAGAGCUGUUGAAACCAUUGGAGGGAAGGAAACACACCUCACCCUUCUCCGGGGAAGGGGCCUCUUCUGGCCAUGUCUCCUGCAGCAGCUGAGCCAGAUGAGGUCCAGCCAGAUAGGCAUGUCAGCAAGCUCAUUUUCUUCCUUUUCGUGUUUGGCGCCAUCCUGUUGUUUGUGGGAGUUCUGCUUUCCAUCUUUGGGUUCCAGGCAUGCCAAUACGAAACCAUCCCAGACUGCAGUAUGGUGCUGAAGGUUGCUGGGCCUGCGUGUGCGGCAGUUGGGCUUGGGGCUGUGAUCCUGGCCCGUUCCCGGGCACUACUUCAUUUCCGGGAGGGACACCUGCGAGGCAACCAGGCAGACCCUGACCGAGCCUUCCUCUGUGGAGAGAGCCGCCAAUUUGCCCAGUGCCUCAUCUUUGGGUUUCUGUUCUUGACCAGUGGCAUGCUCAUCAGCAUACUGGGCAUUUGGGUCCCUGGAUGUGACUCAGACUGGGAGAAGGAACCCCUGAAUGAGACAGACACUGCCAACGAAGAGCCCCAGAUCUGUGGAUUCCUGUCCCUGCAGAUCAUGGGACCCUUAAUUGUGCUCGUGGGCUUGUGUUUCUUCGUGGUUGCCCAUAUUAAGAAGAGAAACAACUUGACUGAGGCCCAGAAUGCCUCUGAAAGUGAAGAGAGACAGACCCAGAACACGGAGCCUGUCCAGGUCACUGUAGGUGAUGCCGUGAUAAUAUUCCCACCCCCUCCACCACCUUACUUUCCGGAGUCUUCAGCGUCUGCACUAACUCGAAGUCCUGAGGCUAGCGGUCUGCUUCCAAAUGAAAAUCCACCUUCAUACUACAGUAUUUUUAACUAUGGCAGGACCCCAACUCCCGAGGGCCAGCGCACAGCCUCUGAGCGAGAGCACGUGUCCAUAUACACUAUUUCCGGGACGACUUCAUCCUCGGAGAUCUCACACGCGCCACAGCUCUCAUCUGAAUUGCCUCCCAGAUACGAAGAAAAGGAACCGACUGCAACCGCAUCGUUGUCUCCCUCUUCUGAGCCUUCCCCACCAUGAACUAUGGACUCCAGUUCAAUUUUUAUAUAGAAUCAGUUUUAUAUAGAAAUUUAUUUAAUUUGUUUUUUUUUAAUAAAAAAAUACAAUAGCGUUGGCUAUGUUCUGAUUUCCCUGGUGAAGCAUCAACAUCAGUAACAAACCUUCACAUCCAUGAGUGGGUCAGAGACCCCACGUAUGUGACAGGGUCAGGGACAGAAAGUUAAAAGGAGGCAUAGCUUCAGCUAAAAAUGGCGUAAGGCACUUCAUCCUUGAAGGUAAGGGCUUCAGAGGGUCGCUGCACGAUGAGAAGAGCAGAUGUUCAGUA